Molecule: messenger RNA, 942 nt
Organism: Saccharomyces paradoxus
Lineage: Eukaryota; Fungi; Ascomycota; Saccharomycetes; Saccharomycetales; Saccharomycetaceae
Exons: 1
Coding region: 1-942 (313 amino acids)
Biological process (GO): protein secretion; Golgi organization
Cellular component (GO): Golgi apparatus
Source: RefSeq, a predicted model, not a curated record
AUGUGCAUUUUAAUGGCCACGACGGCACAUCCUGACUACGAACUCAUCUUGAUAUCUAACAGAGACGAAUUCUUGGCAAGGAAAACACAUGCCACAUGCUGGCACAACGAUGAUUUUAUCCUUUCACCCUAUGAUCUGGCCAAAACAUCAGCGGAAAAGCAAAUAUUUGGAACUUGGUCUGGCAUAAAUAAAGAAGGGAAAUUAGCCACUAUUCUUAAUCUAAAGAUUGGCAGUGAGCGAGAUACUACGAAAUCAAGGUCCCGUGGCCUGCUACCAUUCAUAUUUUUAUCAAACCAUGAAGCAAAUUUUGAAGAUUGGGAUAGUUACAAAAAGUUUGAGGGUCAAUAUGAUGGGCUGAAGACCACAGGUGAUUUUAAUUUUUUCUACGGCGAUGUUAUCAAAAAGCAAUAUAAAGUUAUUGAUUCUUUAGGAAGAACUUUUGAUGUGUUGAGUUCCACCUGUAGGAAAGAUCUUGAUUCUUACAUGGUUGUCUCUAAUGGUAAAUUUUACAACAGUUCCGGUAUUCCAGAGCAAGCUUGGAAAAAGGUAAAGGUAGCACGUGAUAGUUUAGAAAAGUUAGUCCUAGAAAACAUUGGAUCAGAUGAGGAAGUAAUAAUAUCAAGUUGCUUCCAACUCGCCUCGAAGUCCUCCCUACCAAGCACUAUUUCAAAUUCAGAUUUCUCGCAGAUGCUCGUGGAUCCAAAUGUAACCAUGAACACCAUAUACGUACCACCUUUACGAAGACCUCCGGGCGAUGAUUUAGGUGCCUCAAUUCCUGAUGGUGACUAUUAUGGAACUCGCUCUCAAAUAGUUCUGCUCGUGAGUAAGGAUUCAACGAAGGUUACCUUUGUAGAAAGAAUCCUUUAUAGUUCGGAUGAAGACGUGCGCCAGUAUUCGGUAAACGCACCUAAGGAGGAAAAAAGAUUUAAGUUCAAAUUGUAG